Molecule: messenger RNA, 1676 nt
Organism: Venturia canescens
Lineage: Eukaryota; Metazoa; Arthropoda; Insecta; Hymenoptera; Ichneumonidae
Gene: eIF3j
Product: eukaryotic translation initiation factor 3 subunit j
Exons: 6
Coding region: 231-935 (234 amino acids)
Cellular component (GO): cytoplasm; eukaryotic translation initiation factor 3 complex
Molecular function (GO): translation initiation factor activity
Source: RefSeq, a predicted model, not a curated record
GAACCAACGUCUCUGCGCAUAUAACCUCGCUCCCCACUCCCGAAUGUUGUUACUUUUUUCUUUUCCUUUUUUUUUUCAUUCUUUACACGUUUCGAACGGACUGUAAAACGUUUACGACAGUGGUACCGAAAAAUCGGCCUUUUUUUGCUUUCCUUCGCGAGGAAUAAGCACGUCUAAUAACGCAGUGAAAAUUUUUACAUAUUCAAGGGUUUUCUUCGAGGCUACGCGAGAUGGACGACGAGUGGGGUGCUGACAAUAUUGAGGCGAAAUUCGAACUCGUCAUGAGAGCUAACAAGUGGGAAGGCGAGGACGAAGAAGAGGAAGUCAUGGACAGCUGGGAGGACGUAGGUGAGGAGAAGAAGGAUGUAGAAAAACCCGCUGAAGUGCCCAAGUCCAAACCAAAACCCAAGAAAAGUCUCUCGGAAAAGAUCGAAGAGCGUGAGAGAAAAGCACGCGAAGAGGCUGAGAAGAAAGCGAAGGAAAAGGACGAGGCUUUAACGCCGGAGGAAAGAAGAGCCGAGCUUUUGAGGCGACAGAGGCUUCAGGAGCAGGCGGACCUCAGACUCGCCAUGGAGACUUUCGGCGUUACGGAGUCGACGGGACUCGAUGCAAUGUUGCCCGACACGAAAGAGGAGUUUGACCAGUUUUGCGAAAUCCUCGCUCAAAAGAUCAACAGCUUCAACAAGCACACGGAGUUCCCUGGAUUCGCCGAGGAGCUCGUCAAUCGCAUAGCGGUCAACCUGCCAUCAACGAGUUUGAAGAAGUUGAAAACGACCUUGGAAAAUUUGGCGAUAGAAAAGUCGAAGCUGGAGAAAGGGGACAAGGGAAAGAAGAAGGGCAAGGGAAAGGCGAAAUUGAAGAUCGAGGGAGAGAACACGCACUUGACGGAGUACGACGCGUACACGUACGACAACGAGUACGACGAUUUUAUGUAGCGAGAACGAGAGAGUUGAACAGCCAGCCAAAACCAAGUGGAUAUCACGUUUUUACAUAAGAAACCGUAUGAUAAAUCUAGUCGGUUCGAACACACACACACAGACACACACACACACACACACACACACACACACACACACACACACACACACUGCAAAAACUGCAUAAACUUGAAACAAGCGUAAAUCCCAACAAAACAUACAGUUUAAAGAUGAGAAUAAGAAGCAGAAUUUAUGAAAAUUAGUUAUUCCUCUGUGUUUUUCUUGUGUACGCUUUCGUCUUUGGAGGAAAUCGUGUAAAAAAACUAUGAGAGAAGGCUCGGAGAGCAAAUUAAAUAAUGUCGAAUUAAAAGUUAAUUUUUUUCUCUAUUUUUCAUUGCCUCGUUUUUGUUACGUGUAUAAAUGAUUAUUAAUAUUAAUGAUUAACGAUUAACGAUUAAUAAUAUUAACAAUAAUUCUCAUUCGAGGAAGUAAGAUCCUCAGGCUCGAAAUUCACAACGAUAAACUUUAGCUAUGUUAUUAAUCUCCGAUCACGCUAUUAUUCCCUUGAUUAAAAUGAUUAAACUUGGAGUGAUCGAUAUUUAUAUGUAUUUCAAUAUUCAUAUUCAUCUACAUAUAAAUAUUCGUCAACGUUUAAACAAAUAUAUAUAUAUAUAUAGAGAGAGAGAGAGAGAGAGAAUUGAUUAACUGAAUUCAUUGUUUGAGGAAAGAGGAUUUCUAAAUAAAGUUGACCGACAGCAA